Acanthochromis polyacanthus (spiny chromis) is the source of this 2514-nucleotide messenger RNA. RefSeq names its product protocadherin alpha-6-like. Gene Ontology annotation, cellular component: plasma membrane. The record is from RefSeq and is a predicted model, not a curated record. The transcript has 3 exons. Lineage: Eukaryota; Metazoa; Chordata; Actinopteri; Pomacentridae. Gene Ontology annotation, molecular function: calcium ion binding. The coding region runs from base 1099 to 2514 and encodes 471 amino acids. Gene Ontology annotation, biological process: homophilic cell-cell adhesion.
UUUCUGCUAAAGGCUUCCGUCUCUUUACUCCUCUAAAAGCUUUUUCACAACAUCUGGUUUCCCAAUAUAUUCCCAUUGGUUUGUUUGAAUUUCAUAUAUAUUGCGUCUUUAUAAAACAAAAUGUUUGUUUGCAUAGUAAUAGAUGUGGAAAAAGGCAAGUUGGACAUGGCUGUACUGUUCUGUCUCACUCUGUGGUCUCUCUUACACUACCAGUGUUGAUCUGUGUUCUUUUUUCUUUUAAGUGAUUAUACAUGACAAAAACUGAUAAAUCGGAAAAAUAUGACAGAGCUUAUAUUUUUGAAAAGAGAGCAGUCUUUGCCCCUGACUGUCAUCACUGUCUUUGGAAAUGGAACAUGACUAUUUCCUACCAAAACAGUAGAAUUAGUCUCUAAGCAUCUGAAGACAGCCUAUUGUAAGCUCUUGGAUCUCAGAAAGUUCCAGCUUGUAACACACAAUUGAUUGAAAAUCUGAAGAAGUUGCAUUGUUUAUUUUGAGUUGUUUGAGCAUUGUGGUUGAAGUUACAUACUUAAAUAUUGAAUUACUUUGGUUAUUUCCAGGAAUGUCUGUGACUAUUCGGGUUGCUGUCCAUGGUGCUAAGAGACAAAAGCAGUUUAAUUAGUGAUCCAGUUGAAAAACAAAACAAAAGCACAUAAUACUGUUAUUUCUGUGAUCAAAUAAUAGCUCUUUUGGGAGGUUAGAUCAACCUGGGUGCAAACAUUUUAUAAGACAAAAUUAAAGACAAUAUGUACAACAAUAUUCAAAAGUUCAAACUACUGUGCUUCAAAAUCCGUUUCACGUUAUGCCUCUGCCACACCGAAAGAAAAUUCCCGAAAACCUAAUGAUAAGAAAAGAAAGAGAAAAAAAAUAAAGGGGUUUAUUCUCAGGAUUAACCUCAGGGUGUCACUAUUAAAUCAGAAAACCUUCAACAAUUUUGUCCCUCCCCUCACGAACCCAUUGUCUGUCAUCUCAGCAGUGCAAAGCAUUGAACCAAAUACACCAGCUGACAAAAUCACCUCGAUCGCUCUGGAAAUACGCGACGCUCAGUGGAUUGAAUUAAUAUAAAGAGGCUUCUGUGAGUCUAUGUGCUUUUGAAUAACGAUGGGGACACACAUUACACCUCGGAAAAUGGACUGCUCGUGGUUUGCUGUGACUCUGCUGUUUUUUAUUGGAAGAGAGGCUCUGGCUCAGAUACGGUACUCUGUUCCAGAGGAGGUACAAGAAGGAACUGUGGUUGGAAAUGUUGCCAAGGAUCUUGGCCUUGACGUCGCUUCUUUGACGGAUCGACGUUUCCGUGUUGUGACUGAAAGUAAGAACGCAAUUUUUGAGGUAAAUCAGAAUAAUGGGGCAUUGUACGUCAGCAGUCAUAUUGACAGAGAGGAGCUCUGUGAGGGCAGCGGUGCUUGUCUGGUGGAGCUAAAGAUCCUUGUGGAAAAUCCGUUGGAAAUACAUUAUGUGGUGGUAGAAAUUACUGAUGUCAAUGACCACUCUCCUAGUUUUCCUGAAAACGAACAGAGAUUUGAAAUCGGGGAACAAACACUACCAGGAAGGCGAUUCCAGUUGCACACUGCUCACGAUCCCGAUGCAGGAAUUAAUUCUAUUCGUACAUACACGUUAACGUCAAAUGAACACUUUGAAAUAAAUCUCCGUCAAAGUGACGCGGGAAAGAUACCAUUUUUAGUGCUGAAGAAACCGUUAGAUAGAGAACAAAAGAACAAACACACGCUGCUGGUUACAGCAGUCGAUGGAGGUAAACCUCCCAGAUCAGGAACACUGAAUGUGUCUAUUAUUGUUCUUGAUACUAAUGAUAAUCGCCCAAUAUUUAGUCAGGAGAUUUAUCAAAUCUCAAUAAAAGAAAACAUUCCUGUUGGCACUUCAGUGUUUAAAAUGAAUGCGACUGAUCGAGAUGAGGAAACUAAUGGAGAAGUAGAAUACAGCUUUGGAAAAACUCUGAGGCGAAAAGUAUAUGAUAUUUUUGAACUGGACAAAUUAACAGGAGAAAUUAUAGUAAAGGGAAUGGUGGACUUUGAGGAAAACGACUUAUAUGAACUGGACGUUGAGGCAUCAGAUAAAGGAACACCUCCAUUAACGGGUGAAUGUAGAGUAAUUAUAAAAAUUAUAGAUGUUAACGAUAAUCCACCAGAAAUACAAGUGACAUCACUGUCAAAUACAGUGUCUGAAGACUCUAAGCCUGGAACAGUUAUUUCAUUACUUAGUGUGAAAGACAAAGAUUCUGGAGUCAAUGGAAAAAUAAUCUCAAUCAUAAUCAAUGAAGUGCCUUUUGAGUUGAAGUCAUCAUAUAAAGAAAACACAUAUUCAAUUGUCACUAAAGGAUUUUUGGAUCGAGAGCAGGUGUCUCAUUAUGAAAUAACAAUUAAAGCCACAGACUGCGAUUCUGGAGAUCCGUCUCUCAGCACCAACGUCACAGUCAACGUGUUCAUUCUGGAUCAGAACGACAACGCUCCAGUCAUCCUGUAUCCACUCAGCUCCAACGGAUCUUCUGAAGGAACUCACUGA